AUGCCGGAGCGGACGGUGUACAAUGCCCUGCCGAAGCUCCCCGGCUUCGGCUUUUCUGAGUUGCACCCACCCGUGACACACCGGCGGCGCCAGUACUGCAUCCUGGAGGGGGGCACCAGGACCGUGCUUGACGCCAACAGCAGCACAAUCCGCAAAAGCGAUGAACGCGGGCGUGGCGGCGGCUGUGGCGGCUUGAGUCGCGCCGAGAUUCUCGCGAAGUUCCCGGAAUGGAAUUCGCUCGACGAUAAAGUCCUCCGCUUCUUUGGUUAUUAUAUGGAGCGUGUGGAUGAGAGUGUGGUGGAGAGAAUUCGUGUAAGAAAGGUAAAGAUACAUUUCUACCUCACGGAUGGAACCCUCACUAUAGUGGAGACACCUGCUGUCGUGAAGAGUGGUCUGCGUCACGGUACGACAGUGUCGCGCUGCAAAGUUGACGGCAUCGAUGUCUUCUCUCUUUACAUUGGCGCCAUUAUUCACGUCCGCGGUAUAGACUAUACUCUCGUUGACUGUGAUGCCGCCACGCGUGACUUCUGUGCAGUGAUGGAGAUGGCGCAGCCAGAGCCCAUCAACUACCCCGAGGACGCAUUCGAAGCAACUGUCAUGACCACUAAAGCACCAAUGGAUGAGCACCACAUCGCAAUGCGUCGCGCCAUGGAGAUUUCAGCAGCAAAUGCUGCGGGGACCCACGCCAGUCUUCUUACACCAGAUGAGCGUAACAAAGCCCGGAAUUUUUUUGAACACGACCGUGAGGUUUUGCGUUUCUCGGCCGUCUGGGAGCAGAGGCUGUUUAGGAUUCAAUACUACAUUGCGGACCAAACCACAUCGGUUAUGAUGGAACAUGCGCGGAAUGACGGACGCGACCCCAACGCUGUUUUCAUUCGGCGCACACUAAUCCCGAAGGAUCCCAAGGCUGCGCUGCGAGAUACAGAGACACUGAACCUUCCGCUAGGGUCGCCCAUCGUAUACAUUACGGACAAUGACCUUCGGACAGGUGAGACGGUCAAUCUUUUCACCAGGGAAUUCUACAUAUUUGACUGUGAUCCCUACACGCGUGCCUAUUAUGAAGCGAAAGGCGUUGAACAGCCAUCGUAUCCGAAACCUCCAACAGAAGCAGAAAUUCUCACUUCCAGCAUGAAGCGGCCACAGGUGACUCAGCUGCCUCCAGCGAGAGGGACGCAAGGUGCCUCGACAAUGGUUUUCGAAGACACUGCUUGCCAAAAGGACCGUCUCAAGCUCACUCGUUAUUCGAACGAUGUGUUUCGUUUUGCCGCUCGCCACAAGAAACCCAAGCCAGAGGACGAGGGUAGACAAUUUCUGGUUUGUUACCACCUUGCGGACGAUACAGUGUCAGUUUACGAACUUGUUGUGGCCAAUAGCGGUCAUGUUGGAGGAAAAUGUUUCGCUCGAUCAGUCGUCCCUGAGAUUAAUGAACCGGGCAAAUUGUAUGUGGGCGCCAAUGUAAAACUCGCUGGGGUGGAGUACGAGCUCACCGACAUGGAUGAGCGGACAAAGCGGUACAUCGCGAUGGGAAUGCCUCUAAUGGAUGAAAAUUAUUUCCAUACUCAGAAGCUUGUCAAUCGCGCGCGGGAGGUAGUUCUUCAGCGCUUUUCAAGGAUAACCGACGCCUUUCGUCACUUCCGAUCCACAACAGAGGGGUUGACAAGCGAUGACGUCAAGUGUCUCUUUGUGGAGUGUGGUAUACGUCUCGACGCGGCCGAGCUAAGCAGCGUCAUGGCAAGCCUUGACCACGACAAGGAUCAGAUUAUCUCUUUGCCAGAGUUCACGGAGCACCUCUUGGGGCAGCAGUUCGUCUCAGACUUUGUCCCAAAGAACCAAAGGAUUGGUGGCGUUGGCAAGGGACCUCUUCGCUCACUACAGGAAAUUGAGGCAAGCAAGAACACAGCAAGGGAGGCGGACGAAGCGCUACGGAAGUUAAUCUCGCAGAGCGAAGCCCGUCGGGUGCUCCUCAUUCGGGCUUGCAGAACCGCCGCAAACACCACCUACGACGGCCAUCUCAGUAUUGAGGACUUCACGAAGGCACUGCAGGAACGACUGAACCUUUCCUUCACGGAUAGGGAGCUGGACGCACUUGUAUUCAAAUUUUUCUAUUCUCCAGGCAUGGCGGAUUGGACUGUAAGGCGUCUACCAGUGAAGGAGAUUCAGAGACUCGUCAUGCUUUAG
Molecule: messenger RNA, 2178 nt
Organism: Trypanosoma grayi
Lineage: Eukaryota; Euglenozoa; Kinetoplastea; Trypanosomatida; Trypanosomatidae
Product: rib72 protein-like protein
Exons: 1
Coding region: 1-2178 (725 amino acids)
Biological process (GO): mitotic spindle organization; cilium-dependent cell motility; mitotic cytokinesis
Cellular component (GO): mitotic spindle; axoneme
Molecular function (GO): alpha-tubulin binding
Source: RefSeq, a predicted model, not a curated record